UAAAUUCAUGAAAAUAAGUUCUUUUUCCUAGAGUUAUUUUUUUAUAUUUUUUAAAAUGUCAAUUUAAAAACAGAGAACAUUCAACUUUAAAAAAACUAAAAAUAAAACCCUUUUGUGUGUUUUUUUAACUCGUGUAUUUAUAAGAAAACGACAAUUGAUAACAUGACAAAGAAAAGCUUCAAUUUAUUUAAUUCAAAGCAAGUAAUUGCAGUGGAAAAGAAUGAUAAAGAAAUAACAACAGAAAAUGAUGAUGCAAUAAAAGAUGUUGAAGAAUCAGUUGAGAAAGUUAAAGACCCGGGAUUAUGGCGAGAUCUUGUUGCUUAUUGGAUGUUUGGGUUGUGUAAUAAUUUUGGAUAUGUUGUGAUGCUAACAGCAGCUCACGACAUCAUCAAUGAACUCUCAGGAGAUCACAACGAAGGCCAUGGAAAUGAACCACUUGCUCCGGGAGUUCGGCCUUGUAAUGUUCUUAGUACUGGUGCAAUUCUUUUAGCUGAUAUUAUUCCAGGAUUGAUUAUCAAAACUCUUUCACCAUUUCUUCCUUUUUGGGCUACUGUACGAGUAACGGUCGCAUGUAUUGUUGCCAUAUGUGGUUUCGUAGCUGUAGCUUUUGCUGAUUCUCAAUGGUUAGCACUUGGCGGUGUUGCAAUGACUUCAUUUUCUUCUGGCUUAGGAGAACCGACUUUCCUUGCUUAUUCAGCCUUUUUCAAUAAAAAUGUAAUAUCAACAUGGUCAAGUGGAACAGGCGGUGCUGGUAUCGUUGGAGCUUUAGCUUAUUCAAUUCUACGAGGGGUUGGACUUUCAAAUCAACAAACACUUCUUGUGAUGAUCAGUGUACCUGCAGUAGAACUUGUAGUCUUUUAUUUUUUGCUAAGAAAACCAGCAAGUAAGAGAAUUGAAGAUCAACAUAUGGGAGAUGAUGUGGCUAAGGAAGAUAUCGUACCAAAAAUGAAAACAGUCACAGAGAAAUUAAUUUACAUCAAAUCUUUAGUUCCUUACAUGUUACCAAUUGCACUUGUAUAUUUCUUUGAGUAUUUCAUUAAUCAGGGACUAUUUGAACUUGUUUAUUUCCCUGACAUAUUCUUAGAUAGUAGUGAACAAUAUCGAUGGUAUCAAGUGACUUAUCAAAUUGGUGUCUUCGUAUCAAGAUCGUCAGUGAACAUCAUACAAAUUAAACAGAUUUGGGUGAUGGCUAUUUUGCAAGGACUGAAUGUUGUCUUCUUUAGUUUUGAAGCUGUUUACAUGUUCACACCGAGUAUUUGGAUUAUAUUUGGCAUGAUAUUCUUUGAAGGAUUGCUUGGUGGUGGCGCAUAUGUCAACACAUUCUAUAGAAUGAGUAAAGAAAUUCCCGCAACACGACGUGAAUUCGCAAUGAGUGUUGUGACCUUAAGUGACUCCAUUGGCAUUACAGCUGCUGGAUUUGCUGCAAUACCGACUCAUAAUUUGUUUUAUCAGGGAUUAACAGGUGGAUUAAGCAUUAAUCCGACUUCUGUUAAAAAUGUUUAUCGACAGUAA
Molecule: messenger RNA, 1512 nt
Organism: Clunio marinus
Lineage: Eukaryota; Metazoa; Arthropoda; Insecta; Diptera; Chironomidae
Source: the annotation of a GenBank genome assembly